Messenger RNA from Siniperca chuatsi (mandarin fish), 3972 nucleotides. RefSeq names its product arrestin domain containing 2 (gene arrdc2). Gene Ontology annotation, cellular component: cytoplasm; plasma membrane. The transcript has 7 exons. Gene Ontology annotation, biological process: protein transport. NCBI's taxonomy places the organism in Eukaryota, Metazoa, Chordata, Actinopteri, Centrarchiformes, Sinipercidae. The coding region runs from base 1370 to 2599 and encodes 409 amino acids. The record is from RefSeq and is a predicted model, not a curated record.
GACCAGUCUUGAUUUUUGUCUGAGGGCCUUUGAAUUGAAUGAAGAGAGUAACCCUGCUUAGAAACGAAGCAGUGUUUCUUUAGUUUAUUUAUUGCAGCUGAGUUUGGAAGAAAAAUCAAUUCUGCUCAGAAUUGGCUUUGUUUGCAAAUGUUGGAAUUUGAUGUGUUAAGAAAAGGCUGGAUGGGUGCUAUGAUUACUGCAAGUGAUUUAGUUGUUACACGUGUUUUCUUUAUUCUGGGACUUGUAGUUUUCCUGUGUGGUAUCCCUCUGUUAUCGAAGGUAGAAUGAAUGUAGCUGUUUUUCAUAGGGGGAUUUGGUGGCAUUAGUUGCAUGCUUUUGUGCAUAGCUGUGUGCUCUCCAUGUGUGCUGUCCCAGGCUGUGUAACAUUAUGUUCAAAGCGACAUGUAAGAAGUGGAGUAAACAGCUUUGGUCCAUAGUGAAACUAUUUCCCUCUGAGCUGUGCAGGGCGGAUGUCUGCCAGAUGGAGGCAUGCUCAGUAAGCCUGUUUUCGUCUUCUAAGAACCUGUAACCAUCAAUCAUCACUAGGCCUUGUUUUCUUCGCUGAAGCCUCCACACCCAGUCUGCAUGUUUAUUAUGCUGCCUUCAAGCUGGAUCCGGAAAUAUGGACUGUUGAGAGCUGCACACAAGUAACCCAACUGUUGUAAAUUGGACUGAGGAAGUGGGAACUGUAAAUGACAGUCAAGUUGUCAAGAUGUGACUCUCAGAUGGGUGGCUGUCAUGAAACUUUGGGACUGUAAACAUGAUGUUUUUUAUAUUAUUUUUUCUUCAUAGUGGUUGUCAUAUUUGGUAAUGUUGGCAUCAUGAGGUGGUUUUGUUCUCAGACUUGUUCUGAUGUUUUUGUAGUUGUUGUCUCCUCCUACGCUAAGAGGACAACCUGUAAAUAUGCAGGAAUUGUGAUCCGUAAAUGUUUGGCCUGGUGAGAAUGUUCUCUUUUGUGUAUUCAUGUUUGAAACAAAACAAUAACCCACCAAAAAUCUAUUUUUUAACAGUUAUAGCGGUCUCAAACCUAGACGUGAGGUCUUGUUUUCAGCUGCCGCAGCUGAUUUCACACAUCGCUUGCCGCCGCCGCCCCAACCCCCUUUUACAACUGUAGUACUGAGAAGUCUGUGCUAAAGAGGAGCACCUGAAGGCAGCAUCAGCCUUCAACCCUCUGCCGAGGCCUUGCAUAAUAUAUUCAGAAAUCCCGCCCACUUUUCAGCCUCCAAAUAGUGCUGCAGCCCGACAGUGCGCAACAGUUUGAGCUUUAAACAAGUGAACAAACGAUAUCUAAAGAUCCAUUUCAGCACACUUUAAAAACUGCGGAACAACAAUAAAGGAAUUUUUGAGAGGACUCGCACAACCUGCAAAAAUGAUUUUAGACAAGUUGAAAAAGUUUGCCAUCGUCUUCGACUCUCCGGAGGUGGACUGUCCUCCGGUGUUCAGCAGCGGGGACGUGGUGUCCGGCAGGGUGGUGUUGGACCUGGCCAGGGAGAGUCGUGUGGACUCCCUGAAACUCCACGCUGAGGGAUUCGCUAAAGUGCACUGGACCGAGUCCCGGUCCGCCGGCUCCAGCACCGCAUACACCCAGAACUUCAGCGACGAGGUGGAGUACCUGAACCGGAGAGAGGUGCUGCUGCAGGCAGAUAAUGGUGAAGUGACUGUCCUUCCUGCCGGCAGACAUGAAUUUCCAUUCAGCUUCCAGCUGCCUGAGGAGACACUGGUCACCUCCUUCGAGGGGAAACACGGCAGCAUCCGUUACUGGGUCAAAGUUAAGCUACACAGGCCAUGGGCCACUGUCAAGAAGAUCAAGAAGGAGUUUACAGUCAUCGAACCCAUCGACAUCAACACACCGGCCUUACUGGCGCCACAGGCUGGAACGAAGGACAAGAUGGCACGGGCAUGGUACCACAACUUUGGACAGGUGUCUGUAACUGCAAAGAUCGACCGCAAAGGCUAUACACCAGGUGAGGUGAUACCUGUCUUUGCAGAGUUCGACAACUCUACCUCCAGAUCAGUUGUGCCCAAAGCCUACAUCACUCAGACUCAGACGUUCAUCGCCCGUGGCACCAUAAAGCAGAAGCGCUCAGUUGUGGGCACACUGUGCGGUGAUAUUGUGGGCGCCAGAUGCAGGGAGACGUGGCACGGUCGCGCCAUCAAGAUCCCGCCUGUGGGUCCCUCCAUCCUGCAGUGCCGCAUCAUCAAAGUGGAGUACAUGCUCAAGGUUUGUGUUGAUGUUCCUGGGACAUCCAAGCUGUGUCUGGAGCUGCCGCUCGUCAUAGGCACCAUCCCCCUCCAUCCCUUCGGAAGCCGCACCUCCAGCGUCAGUAGCCAGUACAGCGUCAACCUGGAGUGGAUGCGCAUGGCCAUCCCCGAGCAGCCUGAGCCUCCUCCAGAUUACAGCUCUGUGGUGACAGAGGAGGAGGCCGAGCAGCGCAACAAUGCGGUGGUCCUGCAACCUGCCGAAGACCUGAGUGGGAUCCUGGAGCGCCCCCUCAUGGCUUUUGUCCAAGAGUUUCGCUUCAGACCGCCCCCUGUGUACAGCGAGAUUGACCCCAACCCUCAGCCCUUAAACAUGAGACCUCGCUGCAUGACAUGUUGAACCAUGAGCCCUGCCUGAGUGUCAAGCGACUUAAAUUAAUGAAACAAAUCAAGGGAUUUGUCUUCUCCUGGAUUACUUCUCUCUGAUAAAUGGCACCUGGUCCCACCAAGUGUCGUGGAGAGCGACUGGAGUGCCACGGAGAGGCCAGGAGACAGAGCUCACAGGAACUGGAUGUCAGUGGAGGAGCCGCCACUUUUUUUCCAAGUCCAUAAAGUAAAGGGGACGCUUUCCUGUUAUGUUGCGAGGAAAGUCACUUCUGCACAUCAGUUCCUGUCCUCCCCAAGUGAUCUUUGGCUCCUGGCAAAGUGAGCUACAAAUACCUCCCAAUCAACCAUUCCCUCAUGUGAAGAGAAUUUUGAGAUUUAAGGAGUUUGGGACAUACUGGGGGGUGGGGAUCACUUGAUGUUUGUCAGGUGGAGAGUUGGAGUUGCACCUGGUGUUCAAAUGUUUUGAAAAAAAGCGCUCUUGAUAAGUUGACAUAUGUUUGAAGCACAUUGUCAUCUUUGAGUGGCGUAAAGAGAGAAGUGCAAUUAUUAUCUUCAGUUUCCAACUCCCCUUGUCCUGGCAACACAGCAGAUUCUAACAACCUACAUUGCUAUGCAUUGUGUUCCUGGGAUGAUUUCUACUGUUACUUAAGCACAUACUGUAUCUGAUGGUGUGAUGGUGGAGCAGAGAAGUCAAGUAAGCAGAUGUAUUUUAUGCAUGCAGGUCACAAUAUGUAAAAGGGAAAACUAUGUAUGCCUUAAUUAUCUGCCAUUGAAGAUUACAUGAGAGUUUCAGGGAGUCGUUCUCUCAUCAGAGUUGAAUAGAGCUGAAUGUAUUCUGAAAGAACUUAGAACAAAAACGGUUGAAUUGUAUGUGGAUGAAUUCCAAGAGAAGUGUUGUGUUAAUGCAAGGCUAAAGGCACUGAAGUGUCAGAUAGCUGUGGUUGUUGAUUUUAGCACAGUGAUUAAAUAGGAUGAGCGGUUUGUGUAUAAAGCUGCACGAGGCUCAUAGAUUAGCUCUCCCAGCUGCUAAACAAAAGGAGGAGACGGAGACCUCUGAGCCAUGUGGCCUGAAGCUUUUGAUGGGAGCCAGAUGCCUCGGUGCUCAACCAGAAAACACUGCUCAGCAUUCAAGUCGAGCCUUAAGCUGGAUAUGCCACUGAAAUGUAUGGACAAAGAACAUUCCAAAAACUGACUCGAGGAUUAUGUUUUUUCCUCAACUUCCAAAAAACUGUUAGGAGUAUGAAAGAAGUCUUCAGGGUCAGCAGUGCGACGUGCAGUGGCACGCACUGAUAAAACAAAUGUAUUUUUAUACAAAUGCAAUUGUUGAGUCACAAUCUUACCAAAGUUUUGUAAUUGUUUUUUCUAAUAAAAAAAAGCUUAAAUGGA